AUGGGGUCCAUCAAGCUGACCAUUCCUCCAUUCCAAGGCAAGAGCGAUCCCGAUAUUUACAUCAAAUGGGAAAGGAAGGUUGAGCUGGUUUUUGAUUGUCACAACUACUCCGAGGAGAAGAAGGUGAAGCUUGCAGCAGUGGCAUUCACCGACUACGCCAUAGUUUGGUGGGAUCAAUUAACGGUGAGCAGACGCCGAAAUGGGGAGCGACCGAUUGACAACUGGGAGGACAUGAAAGCUGUCAUGCGGAAGAGGUUUGUUCCAUCCCAUUACUACCGGGAUUUACACUUGAAGCUGCAGAAUCUUAAGCAAGGGUCUAAGACCGUGGAGGAGUACCACAAGGAGAUGGAGAUUGCCAUGAUUCGCGCCAAUGUUGAGGAGAACCGAGAGGCAACCAUGGCUCGGUUCAUUAGUGGACUUAAUUGGGAGAUUGCCAACAUUGUGGAGCUGCACCAUUAUGUGGAGCUUGAAGAAUUGGUACACAUGGCUAUGAAGGUUGAGAGGCAGCUCAAGAAGGGGGGACGAUCGUCAUCCAAAUUCGAAUCCUCUAAUUCGAAUUCGAAGUGGACUUCCAAGUUUGAAGGGGCUGGACCUAAAUGGGCUGGUUCGAAGCAGGAGGAGAAGGCCAAGGGAGACAAGCCCGCAGCCAAGCCAUCAUCUGAAUCUAAGGGGAGGGAUGCUGAUGAUGUGGAGCAUGCUGUAUCGGGUCAAACUCUUGUUGUUUUGAGAGCUCUACAUGUGCAAGCCAAAGAAGAUGGUGAUGAGCUACAAAGAGAGAACAUUUUCUACACUCGAUGCCACGUGAAGGAUCGAGUAUGUGGACUGAUUAUUGAUGGAGGAAGCACUGUGAAUGUGGCAAGCAAGCUGAUGGUGGAGAAGCUUGGUUUGAGCACUCAAAAGCAUCCGAGACCAUAUAGGCUUCAGUGGCUGAAUGAGAGUGGUGAAUUGAAGGUGACAAAACAAGUGUUGAUCUCAUUUUCUAUUGGGAAGUACCAUGAUGAAGUUUUAUGUGAUGUAGUUCCUAUGAUAGCCAGCCAUUUGUUACUCGGGAGGCUAUGGCAAUUUGAUCGAAGAACUACACAUGAUGGGUACAAGAAUCGGUAUAGCUUCAUCAAGGAUGGUCGAAGCAUGACACUUGCGCUGCUGCCACCACAUCAAGUGUUCGAAGAGCAACUCCAAAUCAAAAAGUCCAGUGCUGAGAGUUCAAAAGAAAGUAAGAGAGUGGAGUUUGAUGAUGUGUUUCUGGAGGGGAUGCCACCGGGAUUGCCACCAAUCCGUGGGAUCGAACAUUAA
Molecule: messenger RNA, 1293 nt
Organism: Punica granatum (pomegranate)
Lineage: Eukaryota; Viridiplantae; Streptophyta; Magnoliopsida; Myrtales; Lythraceae
Source: RefSeq, a predicted model, not a curated record